This is a messenger RNA of Pocillopora verrucosa, 2685 nucleotides long. RefSeq names its product endoplasmic reticulum membrane-associated RNA degradation protein. The record is from RefSeq and is a predicted model, not a curated record. Lineage: Eukaryota; Metazoa; Cnidaria; Anthozoa; Scleractinia; Pocilloporidae.
UUUGAUAAAUAAAGUGCUUCCAGGAAUAACUUCCUUUAAGAAGAAAGAAAGAAAUAUAAUUAGACUCUAAAAACACUCUGAUUUAAUAACUCGGCGGAUUUCUGCAUCAGGAAAAGAUGAACAGCGUUGCUUCUUUCCUGUCCGGUUAUAUUCGUCAGCUGAUUUGCGAAUCUUUUGAAAAGCUUGAAGGUGCUGGAAUUAACGCGAUGAAUUCGAAAACGUCUGACUGUGGUUUUACAGCGGGUGGUUAUUUGCAAUGGGAAAAAAUUGGGACAGUUCUUGGGCAAGAUAUAAUAAACGAUCAUGCCAACUGCGAUUAUCAUGAUGCUGUGACAAGGUUACAUCCAGUUUGUUGUGCUGUCCACCAUGAGCUUAUCAGUCUACAGCCACAUGAAUUUGAAACACAAUACAUGCCUAGUCUUCUUUGGACUGGAUGUGAAAGGAGAUUUAUAGAGUGCUUCGCACUUCUCAAAUCUUCAAACACUGCUGAUUACAACUUGUGCCUGCUAUUGUUGACGUCUUCCUUGGAGCAUGCACUGGGUGAUGUGUAUUUGUCAUACUCUUGUGCUCCCCAGUGUCCAUCUCUACUUAAAGACUUGUUAGCAACACAAGAGCUGAAAGAAGUGUUUGGUGAAACAGUGAUAAGGCUUUUACACAUCUUAAUUGGCCCUCCCUCAAGCCUAAACCUUAGGAAUAUUUUGUGGCAUGGCUUUGCAGGACCUGGAGAAGUUCCUAUUCAGUAUGCCUCACUGCUGCUGGUGAUUACUGCCUCACUGAAUGUCAAGUUAAAAGACCCUCCAUUUUGUUCAAGACCGAUUAAGAGGAGACCUUCAAUUGCCUUGUCAACUUGUGCUGACAAUAAACUUCACAGUAUUUUUCCUGCUUUAGAACCAUGUAACAUGACUGAGAUAUUCAAUUUACUUAAUUCAAGUUUCUUUAUCAUUCCAAAUAUGCUUCCAUUGUGGCUUACAGCACUUGAUUACUUUAAAGAGCAAAGAUUUGAUUUGUGUGUCAUGCUGUUGCUCCCUCAAUUAGAACAUGGUCUAAGGAGAGUAUUUGCUUCCAUAAAUAACUGUCCACACAGAGUUCUAACGGCAGAAUCAACAGUAUUGUAUACAACAUUUGAUGAGAUUCUUGCACCAGUUUUACAAGAUGGCUCAGAAAACCUUUUGAGGCAGGAAUUAGGAGAUGCCCUCAUGGAAAUGUUGCUUGAUGUUCUUGUGCAUUCAGAGGGACCAAGAAUUAGAGACCACAUCAGCCAUGGUGAAGUGGAUCUGCACAAGAUUUCACAGCAGUUAGCCAAUCACAUUCUGUGCAUUUGUAUAGCAUUUGCUGGAUCAUAUUUGAACUCAGAUACCAGCAAUUUCCCAAUUACCACAAGGAUCUGUGAAGCAACAAAAUUUUACAAGUCCCUUUUUCAUCCUAUAUCCCUCUUAGCAAAGGUUGUACACAAUCUUGCUUUGUCAUUACUGAAGUGGAAAGAUCUACCAAAACCAUCUGGUGAAGAAUGUGGGGAGUUGGAUUGUGAGAGGAACAAAAGUGCUGCUCAUUUUCCAAAUGUGUCAAGAGCCCUCCAAGCUGUUAUUAUGAUAUCAACCAUUUUUACUGAAGAAAGUUUAACUAAAAUCUUACCUUGCCAAUUUGAUUUGGAUAACAUUGACACUUUUUUCCCAAGAUGUUUGCAAAUCUUGGACACUGCCUCAUUUCCUACUCUGUUCAGGUCCAAAGGAGAGCUAGAGAUAGCUAUGUUGUUACAUAGGAUUGUGCAACAUGGAACAGUAACAUUUGAGCAGAUAUGUGAAGUAGCGGCCAUGAGAUACAAACAGUGGAAGAAUAGAGAGCUCCGACAGCGGCAGAGAGCAAAUUAUAAACGUCUGUGGAACCACCUGCCCUUCAUAUGUGCCGUUCUGCAGCUGAUGGUGCUGGUUGUUAUUGAAGAAUUGCAUCAGCUUCCAAGGAGCUCGGAAAAUAGGCAUAGGAGUACAUUCAUCAAAUUCUUAAAGCGAUGUCUUCAAUGCAGUGAAAAUAUGGAGUCGUUAUCCAGUAAAUCUAAAAACAAAUGGGACGAAUGCUGUUCUGUAGGAGAAACUUUUGUGGAUUGUGUGCAAAGUUAUUAUACUGAACUUCGUCAUAAAUUGGAAUCAUGACGACCUUCGAAGCCUGCUUUACAGUAUAUUUAGCAUGUUCAUUCCAAACCUCGAUUAGGUAAUUAGUUGAUUUAGCAACAGACAAUUAAUAAUAAAAAAACGCGAAGAUGAACCAUACAGCGAACCUCGCACCACCUCGAAUAAACAUCUACCUUUAAGGUAGGAAAAGUUAAUAAGCGCCCAACCUCUUAUAGGCAGCCACCCCUCCCCUAUCUCACUAAAAAAAAGGAAAAAAACCUGAAGUGCACAAGAGGAGUAUUGAUUAUCAUCUCUCUACCGGCUUACAAUCUCUAAAUUCGCUGUAUGGUUCAUCUUCGCGUUUUUUUAUUAUUAAUUGUCUGUUGCUAAAUCAACUAAUUACUAGUGAAAUUAUUGAUAAUUGAAUAUUUGCCCGGCCACAAAUAUGUGUCUACCGCGGAUGAGCACCCACUUCCAAAGUCCUAGAAACUAGAACACCCAAGGCGCUUAAUCGAAUGAUAACGGUACUUAUGAGACAUUGAAAAAGAGAGUUGUAUGACAUCUUUGAUUAAUAAAAAAA